AUGAUGGAGAGCGGUGAGCCUCUCGUGUCGAACGAUUUCAAGAAUAGACCUCACGGAGACACACCAGAAAAUAACGAAGGACUUUCCAUUGGACCAACACCAAGCGCAAAAGAGAAGAAACAUGAACUGAACGGACAAGAGUUGCCAUACGACGUUAUAAAUGGAAUGCCGAUGUUCCAAAAGGACCAUGUCAUUGGCAAACGCUACCAGAUUUUUGAACGAAUUGGCUGGGACGAUCGUGUCGGAGCAACAUAUUUGGUUACUGCUCCUGACGGCAAAGAACUAGUCUUACGCGUAGGAAACGAUCAAAUACUAAUUCCACAACUUGAAGCAUCGUUUUUAUGUAAGAUUGAGCAGCAGAACUUAUGGCGCUUCUUCUCGCAAGUGCAUUCAAUCUACCAAGAAGAGAAAUUCUACUAUUUGGCACUGUACUUCCGCAGCGGACCGACACUUAGCCAAUGUUUGAAGUAUUGUGGAGGGAAAUUCACUCACGGUUCGGGUGGUCGCCUAGCUCUCGACGUACUGCGGGUAGGGUUUAGGCGUUUAAUCAUAUCUCCAUGA
Molecule: messenger RNA, 561 nt
Organism: Haemonchus placei
Lineage: Eukaryota; Metazoa; Nematoda; Chromadorea; Rhabditida; Trichostrongylidae
Source: the annotation of a GenBank genome assembly